This is a messenger RNA of Chaetomium globosum CBS 148.51, 135 nucleotides long. RefSeq lists its product as uncharacterized. The transcript is spliced from 3 exons. Bases 1 to 135 code for a protein of 44 amino acids. NCBI's taxonomy places the organism in Eukaryota, Fungi, Ascomycota, Sordariomycetes, Sordariales, Chaetomiaceae. The record is from RefSeq and is a predicted model, not a curated record.
AUGUCCGCGGUUGCGGAUACGUACCCAAAGUACACCAGCGAUAGAGAUAACCACGGCCAUGCCCUUAUUACCGUGCAGGCUGACCCCACCGUUGGACAUGUUGGACGAGCCAGAAGAAGCAUUACUACGAGAUGA